This is a messenger RNA of Monoraphidium neglectum, 864 nucleotides long. RefSeq lists its product as hypothetical. The transcript has 6 exons. The record is from RefSeq and is a predicted model, not a curated record. Gene Ontology annotation, cellular component: endomembrane system; membrane. Lineage: Eukaryota; Viridiplantae; Chlorophyta; Chlorophyceae; Sphaeropleales; Selenastraceae. Bases 1 to 864 code for a protein of 287 amino acids.
AUGAGCUUCCUUGCCAUUGUAGCCGCUGUGGCGGCACUGUACCUGGUGCUCAAAAUCAUUCAGGUGCUGCGGGAGCUGUCGCAACCGCCGCCUGCCGAGGCCCAGUUCAGCGUCGGGGAGAUCACCGAGCGCUCACUGGCCUACUACAAUGGCCGGGACUGGGCCAAGCCGCUGCUGCUCGCGAUCAAGGGGGUGGUGUAUGACAUCACCGACGCGAUGGACACCUAUGGCCCGGGCAAGGAGCUCUCGGCGUACGCGGGCCGCGAGUGCGCGCGCGCUAUUGCCAAGGGCUCCAAGGAGCCCAAAGACAUCGGUAGCGCUGACCUGGCGGACUGCAGUCCUGAGGAGCUGAAGCGGCUGGAGGAGAAGCUGGAAGAGCUGCGCAGCCGCAAGUGCCUGGAGGCCGGGAAGGUCGUGCCAUUGCGUGGCGUGACCCCCGAGGAGCUGGCGGCGUCAGACGGCAGCGAGCCCGCGCGGCCGAUCCUCAUAUCCAUCCGCGGCACCGUCUACGACGUAUCCAAGGGGAAGGACUUCUACGGGCCAGGAGGCGUCUACCCCUUUGCGGGCCGCGAGGUGGCGCGUGCGUUUGCCAUGCUGUCCACUGAGCUGUCAGACUGCCACGACAACCUGGAGGGCCUGGCCCACAUAGAGCUGGAGAACCUGCGGGAGUGGGAGGAGAAGUUCAACUGGAAGUACCCCAUAAUUGGGACGCUGACAGGCAAAGCGCUCGACAAAACGGCGGGCCAGCAGCAGCAGCAGCAGCAGCCCUCGGGGGCGGACGGUGGCGGCGGCACCGCGGCGCCCGGGGUGCCCGGCGGCGGCUCGCACAGCGAGCAGGCGGCGGCGGCGGUUUUCGGCAGGUAG